AGGCGGGUAAUUUGAACGUUUGAAGACACAAACUUCCCAGUUGGCGCGAGCCUUAGUAGGCGACUGUGGCGGAUCCUGAGCUCGACCGUAGACAUGUCGGAGCGGCGGACACGAUCCGGAGGGGCCGCCCAGCGGUCUGGGCCCAAGACUCCACUUACUAAGCCUUCGAAGUCGUCCAAGCGGAAAUCUGGCUCAGAUCUCCCGAACACGUUCCCAGAAGUCUGGCCGAGGACAACUCCAGCAGCUCCAGUCAGAAAGGCCAUCAUCUUGAAGAAGAUCGUAGCUCAUGCAGUAGAGGUCCCAGAAGUCCACACGCUUCGCAGGAGUCCUAGGAUCUCUUUUAUCUUGGAAAAAGAAAACCACCCUCCGCUCAAGGUGCCCACUAAAGAGGACCUCUUCAAGACUUGUACUGUCCCUGGUACCCCCUCCAGUACCCCCGUGCUAUACACUCAGAAUGCUGACUCGAACUCUGGAGAAGUGGAGCUGGACACCAGAGACUUGGAAAUGUCUCAGAAAGUCAGGCGGUCAUACAGUCGGCUGCAGAGCCUUGGAUGUGCCCCAACCUCCACCCCUGGCCGCCGAUCCUUUUUUGGCUUUGAGGGACCUGAAGACUUGCCUGGAGUUUCACCUGUCGUAUGUUCAAAGUUAAUCGAAACCCCAAAGGUACCUGUGAAGCACUUGGUUCCAGAUAGAACGCUUCCUGGAAUCUCUCCUCCAGUUGUGAAAGAGAAACGAAAGAAGAAGGUUCCUGAGAUAACGAAAUCAGAGCUGGAUAAGUGGGCUAUGGCCAUGAAUGCUGAAUUUGAAGCUGCUGAGCAGUUUGAUCUUCUGAUUGAAUGAGAUGAGCUGGGAUGCCAGUCACUGAAUGGGAUGAGCUGGGGUGCCAAUCAUUGAAUGGGAUGAGCUGGCUGCUUCUCCCCUCUUGCUGUACAUAUUGCCCUUUGAGUAGAGCAGGACAUAGAAUCCUCUUCAGUUGCCUUGUUACCCACGAAGGUGUGGGUGGCCCCUUGUGUCUAGUUGCCCUGGACUUUGUACCUCAACAAUGUUGGAUGAGAAGCUACUUGUGCUGUGAGCCGGAACUUUGAGAAACAGGUUUAGCCAUACAUAGGCUGUCUCUGCUGUGGCGUCCAAGACACCGACCUAAAGAGGUUUUGUGCUGUGCUUUGGAGUUUUUCGAGUUGAGAGAACACAAAGGCCGGGGAGACAGUUGAUGCUUGAGAGUGGAUCAUCUAGACAUUGAGUCUGUGCAGUCCAGGAUAUGAAAGGAGAAGGGAGGCAUAGAUGGUUUUUAACACAGUGACUGUUAUGUGGGAACUGGUCCUUGUCUGUGCUCUGCUGUUGACUUUUGUGAAUGGGGUACACUUGAUAGUGUGGGUCUCAGAUGUACCAUCAUCGGAAGGUUUAUAUUCUGCUUGAACUCUUUCCUCACCCACGUCUGUCUCUUUAAACACAAGCUUCGUUGUCUCAGCUCUGGACAUCAUGUCACAACAUCUCUCAAGUGCUAGACAGAGCACUGAUGGCAGCUUUGGUUGUGAGCUUAAAACUACUGAGACCAUUCCCAGGGGCUUGCUGGGAACAAAAGUGGAUGUAUCAUGGUUUCUGAGGUUCCUUCCUGCCUACUACCUCCUCUCAAUUAUGGUAAAAGCUAUGGUUUAAAGGCCAUUGGACUUCCAACAUUUACAAGUUCAUGGGAAUAAAAGCUGUGGCAAAUGAGAACUCAAGUAAGCACCUGUUCUACCAGGAUGGUUUUAGUGGAACACCCCUGCAGGAUUUGUCCUCACCUAUUCUGCUGAAUUGCUACCAUCACUACAGACCUGUCUGCUGUUGAGGAUUUAAUGCACAGCCUUAAGGAAAAGAUGGCUUAAUUUCAAAUAAACUUUUUAGAAGUUUC
Arvicanthis niloticus (Nile rat) is the source of this 1891-nucleotide messenger RNA. RefSeq names its product cell division cycle associated 5 (gene Cdca5). Gene Ontology annotation, cellular component: nucleus. The record is from RefSeq and is a predicted model, not a curated record. Gene Ontology annotation, biological process: mitotic metaphase chromosome alignment; double-strand break repair; mitotic sister chromatid cohesion. Lineage: Eukaryota; Metazoa; Chordata; Mammalia; Rodentia; Muridae.